Asparagus officinalis (garden asparagus) is the source of this 2255-nucleotide messenger RNA. Its product is annotated as protein CYPRO4-like. The record is from RefSeq and is a predicted model, not a curated record. Gene Ontology annotation, cellular component: cytoplasm; nucleus. Gene Ontology annotation, molecular function: protein binding. NCBI's taxonomy places the organism in Eukaryota, Viridiplantae, Streptophyta, Magnoliopsida, Asparagales, Asparagaceae.
AUGGGCGGCAAUCAACGCCGUGAUGCUGAUCUCUUCCGCUCGAAUCCGUCCGAAUCCGAGCAAAGUACUCAAAAACAAGAACAAGAGGAGGAAGAAGAAUCCUACCAUUCUCCCGCCGCCUCCUCCGCCAACAGAUCCCCGACCGAAACCCUAAGCCCGGCCUCCCUCGACGCCAUCGACGCCCACCUCCGCUCCCUCAAGCUCAAAUACUCCUCCAAAUCCCUCUCCUCCCCAAACCCUAACCCCAACCCUAGCGCCGUCAAGCUCUACCUCCACGUCGGCGGCAGCUCCGCCGGCGCCCGUUGGAUCCUCUCCGACAAGCUCUCCUCCUUCUCCUUCUUCAAACCCAACGAGAACUCCGACGACGACGAUGAAGAAGAAUCCGCCUCGGCUUCUCCUUGGUUCCUGAAGAUCGGAUCCAAGGUCAAGGCCAAGGUGGGCCCCGGCCUUCAGAUGAAGUCGUUCCCCGAUCAGAGACGGGUCGAUUUCGUCGCUGAAGGUGUCUGGGCCAUUAAAUUUUCUAACAUCGAGAGCUACAAGGAGUUCCACCAUCAAUACAAGAAAUGCCUCUUUGAAAACACCUAUGGGUUUGAAGACAACGAUGAGAAUAAAGUUAGGGUUUUUGGGAAAGAUUUCAUGGCGUGGGCGAAGCCUGAAUCGGCCGACGACAUGAUCUGGGAGGAUGCUGACGAUAAGUUCAAGGGGACACCGGAGCAAAAAGAGGAUGUCUUGGAGGAAUUUGAGGAAGAAUCUCAUGGUGGUGGGAUUCAGAGUCUUGCACUCGGUGCUCUUGAUAACAGUUUCUUGGUUGGGGAUUCUGGGAUUCAAGUUGUGAAGAAUUUUGCCCAUGGAGUUCAUGGAAAAGGGGUUUCUGUUAAGUUCUCAAAUAACUUGAAUCCUGCAUUUUCUACUCCGAAGAAGGCUUUGCUGAUGAGGGCAGAGACGAAUAUGCUGCUGAUGAGCCCUGCUGAUUCUGGAAAGCCGCAUGCAACUGGGGUUCACCAGCUCGAUAUCGAAACUGGAAAGCUUGUCACUGAAUGGAAGUUUGAGAAAGAUGGAGCUGAUAUCACUAUAAGAGACAUUACUAAUGAUAGUAAAGGCUCGCAACUGGACCCAUCAGAGUCUACUUUCUUAGGAUUGGAUGAUAAUAGAUUGUGUCGGUGGGAUAUGAGAGAUCGAAGAGGAAUGGUUCAGAACAUGGCAAGUGCAAUGGAAUCACCUGUGUUGAAUUGGGCUCAAGGGCAUCAGUUUUCAAGAGGAACCAACUUCCAAUGCUUUGCAAGUACGGGAGAUGGGUCAGUGGUGGUUGGGUCACUUGAUGGGAAGAUUCGAUUGUACUCAAAGAGCUCGAUGAGGAUGGCAAAGACUGCUUUUCCAGGACUUGGGUCGCCUAUUACUCAUGUGGAUGUGACUUUUGAUGGGAAGUGGAUUUUGGGCACGACUGAUACUUAUUUGAUCCUUAUAUGUACAAUCUUUAAGGACAAGGAUGGGAAGGAGAAGACAGGAUUUAGUGGGAGGAUGGGGAGUCGAAUUGCUGCUCCGAGGUUGUUGAAGCUUACACCAUUGGAUUCAUUUCGGGCUGGUGCAAACAAUAAGUUCCGUGGCGGGCAAUUCUCCUGGGUUACCGAAAAUGGCAAGCAGGAGAGGCAUCUCGUUGCGACAGUGGGCAAAUUUAGCGUCAUUUGGGACUUUCAGCAAGUAAAGAACAGCAAGCACGAGUGCUAUCAGAACCAAGAAGGCUUGAAAAGCUGCUAUUGCUAUAGAGUUGUCCUCAAGGACGAAUCAAUAGUAGAUAGUCGCUUCAUGCAUGAUAAGUUUGCUGUAACUGACUCCCCGGAGGCACCAUUGGUGGUCGCAACUCCCAUGAAAGUUAGCUCCUUCAGUAUAUCAAGCAGGCGCUGACUCAUCUAAUUUCCCUCGGUUUGUUGAACUUUGUUUCCGAAUGCUUAAUAACUCUGUACCUCUUAAAUUACUUUCAGUUGCUGGUAGCUUUUAUCAUUUGCUCUGUGGUUGAAAGCUCUCUUUAUGGGUAAUAUUGGACAUGUUACUGAUUUCUGUUGUAAAAGUGUGGAAGAGGUAGCAGUUAAUGGAUGGCUUGGAAGUAGCACUGAUGGAGAUGAUAGUUUUAGUGGUAGUGUCUGUGUAGUUAUGCAAAUUUUCUGAUAACAUUACGUCUUCCUACGUAAUUGUGGAUGAAGGCAUGAGCUGGGUUUUAUGGAUUCUAUUUUCUAUGUAUUUGACAGUCAUCCAAAAAA